AUUAACACUGAAACCGGCCGGCGAAGUUUCUCUCUCCACAUUUUUCAAUCUUCGCCUACAUGCAUAGCACUUUCUCUCUCUUCCGCAGCUCCUCUCCUCCGCCGUGCCGUACAUGGCUAAGCCGAAACUCGUCCGCUGUGCUCUCGAUUCCUACACCGUUAAGAACAUCGGCCAAGUAAUCUGCCGCGGCGAUUGCGUUUUGAUGAGGCCGUCGAUCUCGUCAAAGCCGUCGUACGUGGCGCGCUUGGAGCAGAUCGAGGCGGACGGCCGCGGCGAGAACGUGAGGGUGCAGGUGAGGUGGUAUUACCGGCCGGAGGAGUCGAUCGGAGGCCGAAGGCAGUUCCACGGCUCGAAGGAGGUGUUUUUGUCCGAUCAUUUUGAUAUUCAGAGUGCUGAUACCAUUGAGGGCAAGUGUACGGUGCAUAGCUUCAAGAGCUACACUAAGCUCGACGCCGUUGGGAACGACGACUACUUCUGUCGUUUUGAGUACAAUUCGUCUACUGGUGCCUUCAAUCCUGAUAGAGUCGCCGUGUAUUGUAAAUGUGAGAUGCCUUAUAAUCCUGAUGACCUAAUGAUUCAGUGUGAAGGAUGCAGCGACUGGUUUCAUCCAACUUGUGUUGAGGUGAACCCAGAGGAAGCUGAAAGACUAGAUCAUUUCUACUGUCUUGAUUGUUCCCCUGAAAACAAGAAGAAAUUACAAAAUUCUCGUGUGUCUACUAGAGAAACUGAUGUCAAGGUGGAUACAAAACGCCGACGCAGGUGAUGAGUACAAGAACUUAAUCCACACACUGAAAUUCACAAUGCAAACAAUCUGUGAGGUAAAAGAAAAUCUGAGAGGAGGUAAGAAGUGAACUAGUUGGGAAACUCAUCAUGAAGACCAACUUAUGUCCUCGUAGGGGUUGUCUGUAAACUGUAGUUAUGUAUUGUAGGCUAGCUAGUUGUAUGACGAUCCUUUAACCCCUUUAUACGUAUAUUUGAAGGACUCUUGCUGCACUGACCAA
Molecule: messenger RNA, 1001 nt
Organism: Salvia splendens (bonfire salvia)
Lineage: Eukaryota; Viridiplantae; Streptophyta; Magnoliopsida; Lamiales; Lamiaceae
Product: chromatin remodeling protein SHL
Exons: 5
Coding region: 113-763 (216 amino acids)
Molecular function (GO): chromatin binding
Source: RefSeq, a predicted model, not a curated record